CACUGUUCAUAUUUGUUCGUCUUGUACAGCCGGGAGCGGACAAGACAGGGCGGGAGCGCCACCACGUACGAGGACAGAGGAAGACGACCGUCGAGGCGACGCAGGACAUAAUCAAGAUGAGUAAUCCAUGUGAAUGCUGCCAGAUCAAGCUUAAGUUUCUAAGGAAGAUCAAUGGCAACUUCAUGCACAGCCUGGUCAUACCGGAGUGGUUUGUGAACCAAUUUGGAGGAAAGAUCUGGAGAACUGUCAAAUUAGAGUCCCCUAAUGGUAACGUCUAUGACGUUGGAGUUACCGAGAAUAUGAACCGAACAAUUUUGAAGUCUGGAUGGGCAUCAUUUGUUGAUGCCAAUAAAAUAGAAGAAAAUUAUUCAUUGAUGUUUCGUUACCUUGAAAACGCCCGCUUCAAGGUUACAAUAUUCGAUUCCAGUGGUAAGCAGAAAGCAUCGUGCUGUGCUAGGAUGGGAACUGCUGGUCCUGAUGUUAGGAACCCAAGCACAUUUGAUGUUGAGAAUUCUAGUAGUUCUUGUGGUGGUACUACUCAGUCUUCACCAAGCGAAAGAUCAGAUUCAGAUGGAAGCCAAAAGGAAAGCCUGUACGGUUAUAAAAAAUCAGCAAAGAAGGCUGCAAUAUCAGAUUCUUCUGAGGAAUUAUCAGCUGAAGACAGUGUAUCUAGAGGCAAUUUGGUGGAUUCAUAUGGUGUACAGGUGCAUUUGAAUGACUAUGUCCUUUCAGGGAAAUGUGAUCUUACAGUAGCACAGGAGGCAAAAAUACAAGCACUUGUAGAGAAAAUUCGAUCUGAAAUCCCGGUGCUUGUUGUACAGAUGAAGAAGACCAGCGCAAACUUUGGUAAUCUGAUAAUACGUAAGGACUACGCACUCAAGUACUUCCCAUGUGAAGCUACAAAUAUCAUACUUCAGCUGCCUAGGAAGAACAAGGAAUGGAAGUGCAGAUUUAAUCCAGAUCGGCACAACCUUUAUUUGGGCUACUUUGUCCGUGAAAACUGUGUUCAAGAGGGAGAUAUCUGCCUCUUUCAACCAAUAGCAAAGGCUAAGGAAAGAAGAUUUACAGUAACUGUCCAUCUUCUUCACAAAGAGAGCGUUCGUCGUUCCCCUGGUGGAACAGCAGGGAUGACACACACGGCUACCGACAGAAGAACAGGCGCAAAGACAUCCUUAACAGCCCGUGUUAAGGAGGAACCAGCCACUGAUGGCGAAGAUAUGUCAUCAUUGGGACCUAAAGAGGAUGGAGACAAUUCUGAGGGAGCUCCUGAAACCCCCUUCGUACUGCCAGACAGAGCCUCUAUAACGCCAGCACAGGAGCAGAAAGUGUGGGAGAAAGUAGAAGCCAUUGAGUCGACAGUACCAGUUUACGUCGCGAUCCUGAACAAGUGCAAUGUUGCUCGCAAAUCCGGCAUGAUGAUAAACAUGGGAAAGCAGUACGCGUCAAGGUAUCUCGAAAAACAGUACAUUACUGGGCAUCAUGGAAAGAAGAAUGUUAUCAGUCUGGUGCUUCAACGGGAGGGGAAGAGUAGGACGUGGGACACGGAGCUGCGACGCGGGACUGUGUUGGGGCAAACCCGGUCCGGCGACAAACGCCGCAUGCCCUCCGGCGACACGAACGCCGGACGAACCUCUCUCUCUCUUUCACCCGCUCGAACAGAGGUAGAAGAAGGAGCACAGCACACUGGAUUUUUCAGGCGACGAACACCACACCGUACGAACGCCGCCUCAGCCGCGCGCACGGCUUAAUCUUUUUUCAUUGCAAGUGGACUCGGCACAUACCGACUCUCAAACACAGGUUACAUGGUGACCUUUUAUACCCGAAACGCUAAGCAACUAACUCCAACAAAUC
Molecule: messenger RNA, 1851 nt
Organism: Aegilops tauschii subsp. strangulata
Lineage: Eukaryota; Viridiplantae; Streptophyta; Magnoliopsida; Poales; Poaceae
Product: B3 domain-containing protein Os03g0619600-like
Molecular function (GO): DNA binding
Source: RefSeq, a predicted model, not a curated record